Messenger RNA from Mercenaria mercenaria, 5289 nucleotides. RefSeq names its product UPF0394 inner membrane protein YeeE-like. The transcript is spliced from 11 exons. The record is from RefSeq and is a predicted model, not a curated record. NCBI's taxonomy places the organism in Eukaryota, Metazoa, Mollusca, Bivalvia, Venerida, Veneridae. The coding region runs from base 504 to 1901 and encodes 465 amino acids. Gene Ontology annotation, cellular component: plasma membrane.
CUAUAUACACGAUUACAUAUUUAUAAUGGAUUUACUUAUAGUCCAUUUAAAAAUUAAAUGGAAAGUACCGUGUAAUGUUUUGAUAUUACUUCCAUGGAUUAAAACCGUAAAAUUUUCAACAAAUUUUCAUUGUAAAUUUAACAAUCGGUUUAUAAUAGAUCCCUGGAGUACAAGUGUGAAAAUGACAAAUCAAAAAAAUGAUUUUAACAGUGGCCGAGCAAGAAUGAUUAAAACGUCAUGGACAGUUCAAUAGUUUAAUACAUUUUUGAAAAUGACCAGGGAUUAAGGGAUCAAGUGAAUUAUGAUGCUUAAGAUUAAGGGAUUAUAGAUAAGUGAGCUCAAUUUAAGAUAUAAUUUGGAGCUGCUAAAAUUUAUGCACUGUUUUCAGUCUUACUUAAAGACAGUAAUAAAUGAAAGAUGUGUUUACUGCACCAAUCAAAAUGGACUUUGGGAAAAGAAAUUAUCCAAUGGAAGUGAGCAUUACAUCGGAUAUUUUUCAAUAGAUGCACGUAAGGUCACGUGGUAUUAAAGACUCUUCACAAGCGUCUGGCGGCGAUAGAGAUUUCAAUAUGGCGGACACACCGACUUCACCGAAUGGAAAUAAAGUAGCGGAUGUGAACAUGAAGAACGGACUUCCGUACGAAAAGGACAAAAUAAUAACGAAUAAAAUUGGUGAUAUAAGUAAAUCGCCGUCUAUUUCUUCACAAGACAGUUGCACAAAAUUGACAAUUGACAAAAAGAACGUAGACGCCACGUGUUGCACGCGCGAUAGUUCCACGUUGUCUGUGUUUAAACUUGCCAUAUGUUUUGUUUGUGGAAUCGUCUUUGGACUGAUGUUUGUAUAUAGUCGAGUGUUUGAGCCAAAUACAAUACGGAACCAGAUGGUGUUUGAAAAUUUUAUCAUGUUAAAGAUGUUUUUAUCCGCUGUGUGUGCAGGUCAGAUUGUGUUCAGUGUGUUAUCAGUAUUACCAGCAACCAAAGAAGUAUUUCAAGAAGCAGUGAUUGAAUAUGUAGCUUGCUUUAAUUCAAAGGGCAUUCUUACCAGUGCUGUUGGCGCCUUCGUCCUGGGCUGUGGGAUGACCUUAUCAGGAGCUUGUCCUGGUAUGGUGUUGGCUCAAGUCGGUUCCUGGGUACCAAACUCAAUAUUUACAUUGGUAGGGUGCCUUCUCGGGGCGUUGACGUACGGGCUUGUGGCUCCUGCAAUAGAGAGUAAAACUAAGCCAAAGAAAAAGUUUAAAUACCAAACAUUACACCAAACGUUGAAGUGGCAUUAUAUUGCCAUAUCUUUACCAAUGUGCGUUGUGUUGUUUGCUGUUGUUUUCAUUUUGGAAUAUUUCUGGGAUUAUGAAAAAGAUAUAAAAAAUAUCGGGAGAACUCCACCUCCCUAUGAUAAUAUUCUUACGGCGAUUGCCUGGAGACCAUCUGUUGCAGGUGCAAUUAUCGGAAUCAUACAGUUGCCUUUGGUGUUUACCGUGCAUGACACAAUGGGCGGGUCUACCAGUUACGUCACUGUCGUGUCACAGUGGGUGGUGACCAAGAGACUGCAGGAAAUGUUUCCUUAUUUAGCGUCCAAACGCUGUGGUUUGAGUAACUGGUGGCAGGUUGUAUAUGUCGCUGGCGCCAUCUUGGGAGCAGCAUUGGCCUCCAUUGCUUCCGAUACCAUGAAAACGUCGCACGGAGCGAAUUUACAAACGGCGCUGAUUGGUGGAGUAUUGAUGAUAUGGGGAGCAAGAUUCGCUGCGGGGUGUACAAGUGGGCACGGCCUUUCCGGAAUGGGUCUGCUAGCAUGGCUAUCAUUUAUCGCUGUACCUUGCAUGUUCGCGGGAGGUAUCAUGACAGGGUUCUCCAUGCAAGCAACUGGGGCCCUGGACGAUUAUGUUUCAUCUACUUUUGACACCUAGUCUGCAUGGAAUUCACGGGGGUUUUGACGACUUUUAGUGCCAAUUCUGCAUGGAACUCACGGUAGUUUUGACGAGUUUUAGUACCAGUCCCGUGUCCGGUUUGUGACCGGGAUGGAAUUUUUAUUCGGGCAAUAUUCUGGUUGUAGUAUUACGACCAAGGACAGUUAAUUCCUCGCCGUUUGUUCAAAAUUUUUUAUAAUUGCAUGUGAUUAUGUCACACUGACAUAUAAUCUUUCAGGUGUUUGAAAUACUAUAACAAUAUAACAUACAGGAGUCCUAAGAUACCUUUAAAAGUCUUUAAAGAUGUUGUUUAGCGACAAAAAUAACGUUGAUGGAUUUACUAAUUCAGAUUUAUUUUUAAAAAAAAAAAGAUGGAAGACCAGAGAGUGGGAGGGACUGUUAACAGAUUUUGAAUAGACGAAAAAGAUAUUUACGAGUUUAAACGGUGUUUAUGUAAUUUAUUACUGAUGUCUUAUAUGCACAUUGGGCAAAGUCCUAAAAUUGAAUGCCAUCAAUUUGGUGCAUAAUAUAAAUAACACAUAGAGGGUUGCCUUUUUACGGGCAAGAACGCUUCUUGUAAAUCCGGUGAGUCAAACGUGUAGAAAUAUUUUCGGAAGCGUAGACAUUCAAAACACAGACAAAAUAUUUCCGCCACGGGAAACCUGGAACGAAUGUUGCGAACAGUAUGACUUGUCUGUGAGCAUUGAAAACUAGCGUAUUUUCCGGAUAUACAAAUUUCGGAUAAAAUACUGUUAAAACCAUGAGAUAAUGAAAUCUUGCAUGUGUUAUGUACAGCAAUUUAACUUAUAAGGUUAUACCAGUUAUACCAGUGUACAUUGUUAUAAAUAUAUUUAAGCUUGCCAAGUAUUUUAUGUUUAUUUUAGCUUUCUUGUGCAUCAGAGGUUCCUUACUGUUCAACCAUGGAACCGUUGUAGACCUCUGAUCUAUGAGAAUGAGUUGAUGGACGUUUUCACACACAAUAAAAAAUCAAAUAUUUAAGGCAUAUGAUCAAAAUUUGCUCAAGUAUUAAUUAUAUAUAGAGAAUACCUCUGAGUCAUUGCAGUUCUUAUGUGUGCAUUAAAUGAGUGGAUCAUUCAAAACUAUUCUUUAAAGCGUUGUAUCUAUUCUUCUGUUUUGGUGGUGUUUUUUGUUUUUUAUAAAGGCGUUCGCUAGAAUUCCAUACAUAUGAGAUGGGCGAAAUUUUCCCCAAUAAUAGAAUUUCUUCAAAAUUUGGAUAUUGAAGAACAGUAAUCUAAGAAACAAAAAUAUGCAGUAAAGAUCAUAGGCCACCGGUACUGAAGAUUUUUUUGGGAAAAAUUUCGCCCGAAUUCUAGCGUACGUCCUUAGCUAUGUUUUGUUUUCUCUGAAUGAGAUCACGCCAAGAUGAGCAGAUCGUUUUUCCGCAAAAGAGAAGAACUUCUCUCCAAGUAUGAACAUUAAAAGAACAAUUUGAAAGCAAGCAACGUCGAACAAAGUCACUAUGUAUAUGCUGAUACUUGUUGUUUUAGUGAUGUUACUCCAUGGGUUAUUGAAGGUCUUUAAAAAUUACGCCCACAAAAUGUGUACUUGUAAUAUUUAAAAAAAAAAAAAAAAAAAAAAAAAAGUAACACUGUGUCAUUCAGACAUCUGAGCAUCUUGGUGUGAGCGAAGUUCCGAAACCCUCGUCUACCUCAUAUUGUUAAAUGUGGGACAAUCCCAACCCUUGGGACAAGACCACCCUUGUGCACAACUUAAAUGUUGGACAACUGGCACCAACCCCCAAAACCACCAUCCUAAAUUUACGCUUUUAAUUUUGUUGUUGAAUAAAAGAUGCAUGAAAAAUUAAAAGAAAAAACAACUGAAAUUUACAACAACAAAAAAAACACAAAUAUGAUUAGAAUUACCAAUUAGUGAAAAUUUGGAGAGAAUUUGAACAUUCAAAAUAUGGGACCCUGUUCAUCUUUGUCAAAAUGAGUAAGGGUACUUUGUCCUGAAGGGAAUUUUCCGUGUUUUAUUGUUGAUAUAGCAUGAAUUAUAUUCUUUUCAUAGAGUUAUUGUACUAUUUAAUUGACCUGUCAAAACAUGUUUCUGGCUUUCAUGUUUAUCUUAUAUAAGCGUGAACAGAAUAUGAUGAAAGCCGGGAACAAGUUUUGACAGGUCAUAUAAAUUUUACAAUACCGGUGUAUGAAAGGCAAAAACAACGAGAUUUGUAUGAAUCUAUAUAUUUUGUGCCCGAAUUCCCCCUAUUCGCAAAUGGUACCAUUGACUGAUUUUAUGAUCUUGAUGUAUGUAUAUACUGUGAAAUCAUAAAUUCCUGUGGGGGACUAAUUUUCGUAAAUUAAGUGUUUUUCUGGUUAUUUCAUCGCCAAAAGUUGAAAACCCCAAACUCUUAUCACUUAAAAACAGUUGUCGUGGCACGAACCACGAAAUUUUAUGCCUGUCAAAUUAAAUAAUUUAACAAUAUCAAACGGGCAAAUUAUGCCUAUUUGUCUUUAAGAUUUUUCACGGUUUCUGUAAUUGCAAUAGGCUUUGAAAGCGAACAGUAUGGAUCCUGACCAGUCUGCGCGGAUGAGCAGGCUGGUCUGGAUCAAUGCUGGUCGCAAAGCCACUAUGUUGGUUUUCUCAUGGCACGGCUCAUUUGUUUGGCUCAUUAUAUUUCGCUACAUGAUUCAAACAAAAUUUGUUUUCAUUCAGCUUGAAGUAAUUUUGACACGUAUAUUUUAUAUACAUGUGUGUACAAAGACCUUAAAUUUAUUAUAAUAAACAGAUGCCGCUAGGUAUUUUGACACAAUUGUACAGUUUGAUAAAAACGGUUGCGACAUCGAAGUAUUAUUAUGUAUAUUGUCUUUCUAUUUAUUCUUUGAUGCCAUACAAAUAAUGCAACGAUAGCAUGUCUAUGUAAAUAAUGUAAAUUCUAAAGUUAUUACAAUUGUAACAACACGUUCCACAGUUGGUCGAACAAAAUCCAUUUCGUCUUUGUUGUCAUUAAUUAGCUCGACUAUUCGAAGAAUAGGGGAACUAUCCAACUCGCCCCGGCGUCGGCGUCGGCGUGAGCGUUAGCGUGAGCGUAAGCGUUAGCGUCACACCAAAGUUUGCGUACCACCCAAAAUAUUUUCAAAGUCCACUGAGAUAUUGCUUUGAUAUUUUGCAUACGUGUUAGCCAUCAUGACCCCAGUCUGUAAAAAGGAGGAGGCAUCUCUAUCAAGCAUUUCGACUGAAUCAUGGCCCUUUUUCGACUUAGAAUACACUUAUUGUAAUGUUAACGUUUUACUCAUAGCUUAUAUUAUACUAUCAAGCACUGAGAAUAGUCGAGCGUGCUGUCAACUGACAGCUCUUGUUCUGUUAUAUUGUUACACAUUUUUGUAUUAAAUAAUGAUCAUUUUUGAUAAACGAAUAAAUCAAAAUUAUA